AUAAGUCAGAGUGCAGGGUAGCAGUGUACGUUUCCUCAUCCACUGCCAUCAAACCAAGAGGGCAUAAUGACUCAAGCAGCUUUUCAUUCUCAGUGAAAACUAAAGGUUUCUGAAAACUACAGAAACACAGCUCCAGAAACAUGGAUGACUCAAAAAACAUGCCCACAUGUUCCAACCAGACCUGUGAUCUGGUUGUCCCAUCAGCCAGCCCUUUCUUUAUGCUGGUCUACAGUCUGGUGUUUCUGGUGGGUUUAACCCUCAAUGGCUUCAUCAUGAAACUUUACUUUUGUGGACCUUGGCAGCAGGCGUCCAGUAACUUGAUGGUCUACAUGAAGAACCUGACAGCUGCUGACUUCCUGCUCUGCCUCUCUCUGCCACUCCGUAUCACCCACUAUGGUAGCAGCUCUCUCAUCAUUCGGAAGCUUUACUGCAGCAUUGGAGCUUCUGUCUUGUUCCUCAACAUGUACGCCAGCAUCUUAUUCAUGGGGUACAUUGCUGCCAACAGGUAUCUGAAGAUCGUUCAUCCUUCAGUAACUCACAUCCUGCAGACAUUACGAGCUGCCCACAUCAUCUCCGUGGUCACCUGGAUUUGUCUCCUGGCUCCUGCACUGACCAGCAACAUCCUGUUUUUUCUCAACCAGAAACCUCUGACCUGUAUCCCCAGCCGCUGUUUUCCUCUCUAUAGUGAAUCCGUCAGCUUGGUUCAGAAAAUCAUCCACAGCUUCUCUGCCAUCAUCUUCCUGUUGGUCCUCAUAUCCCUGGUCUUCUUCUACUACAGCACCUCCCACAGGGUGUUCCUGGCACAGCAGAGGCAGCUGACCUCCUCUGGCUCUGAGAAGCUCGUGAAGUCUCGCAGGAACAUGUUGGUUCUUGUCUCCAUCUUCUGUGUUUGCUUUGCUCCCUAUCACCUGAUUCGUCUCCCCUUCAUUUUUCUGCAGACCAGCUGCUCUGUGCGUCAGGUGUUGUACUACCUGAAGGAGGUGGCCACCAUGGUGUCAGUUUUCAACGUCUGUCUGGACCCCCUUGUUUACUUUUUCCUCUGUAAGACUGUUCGUGCCCGGGUGAGCAUGAAGAUGGCUUCCAUCAGGCCUCACAUCCAUCACAGAGACAAGCAGAUGGAGAGCAGAAAGAAGCAGCUAGAGUUGUUAAACCAAGAGUGAGACAAACCAGCGAGCUGUAAGGAAGAGCUCAACAUGUUAGAAAUCUUUUAUUGUGAAAACAGUGUCAUGUGUGUCCCAAGUUCUCAUGAACCAUAAAAGUUUGUGGUGAGCUCAGAGAUCAGUGUGAAGCUGAACUCAGCACAAACUCCCACAGCUUCUAGUACAGUGGCUGACUUAGCAUAAAUAAACUGAACCAGUCUUUGGUAUUAAACGUGUCAAACCUGAAUACCAGUUUUUCUGAAACAUUUUAACUGUCAUUUGUAUCAAGAUGAUUUGUUUACCC
Archocentrus centrarchus (flier cichlid) is the source of this 1443-nucleotide messenger RNA. Its product is annotated as P2Y purinoceptor 14-like. The transcript is spliced from 4 exons. Gene Ontology annotation, molecular function: G protein-coupled purinergic nucleotide receptor activity. NCBI's taxonomy places the organism in Eukaryota, Metazoa, Chordata, Actinopteri, Cichliformes, Cichlidae. The coding region runs from base 141 to 1160 and encodes 339 amino acids. The record is from RefSeq and is a predicted model, not a curated record. Gene Ontology annotation, biological process: G protein-coupled receptor signaling pathway. Gene Ontology annotation, cellular component: membrane.